This is a messenger RNA of Caretta caretta (loggerhead turtle), 5522 nucleotides long. RefSeq names its product cyclin T2 (gene CCNT2). Gene Ontology annotation, biological process: regulation of transcription by RNA polymerase II. Lineage: Eukaryota; Metazoa; Chordata; Testudines; Cheloniidae. The record is from RefSeq and is a predicted model, not a curated record. Gene Ontology annotation, molecular function: cyclin-dependent protein serine/threonine kinase regulator activity.
GCCUGCUCCGGCCGAAGAGCGGGCCGCGGCGCGCACGCACCCCGUCCGUCCCCUGAAUCACACGAAGCCGCUGCCCGCCGCAAGUCGGUGAGCGAGUCAAACGGUGACGCACGCCCCGCUACCCAACCAGCGCGCGCGCCAGCGGCCGCACGAGGGAGGAGAGGCACGGUGGUACCUCAUUUCCGCCCGGAUCCGCUCGAGGCGGGACUUUUCUCAGGCUGCGGGGGAAGGGGCCGGCGUUGAGGCGCGGGGUGGAGUUCUUAUUCCCGAUCCUAGAGUGGCUCCUCUCCCUGCGCCCCACAUCCGGGGCGGGCCACUGUACUGUACGGUGCCUCGAUAGGCUUGUCCGCCGAUGGCAACCUCGUAGACAACGUAACACGGCUUUCCUUGCGGCGCUCUCGCCGGACUCUAUGGUUUUAGGCGGCUAGGUGGAAUCCUGGCGGGGCCCGUGGCCCGGAGUUCUCGCGAGAACUAAUAUGGAGGGAGAAGAGGGGCCUGGCGCCGCGGCGGCUGGGCCGCCAGCGGGCGGGGCCGGAGGAGGAGGGGGAGGAAGUGUCAUGGCGGCGGCUGCGAGCGGGUCUGGUGGCGCGGGCUCGGCGGUGCGGGGUGGCGGCUCCUCCGUGUCUGCAUCGCGCUGGUUCUUCAGCCGGGAGCAGCUGGAGAACACGCCGACCCGGCGCUGCGGGGUGGAGGCCGACAAGGAGCUCUCGUAUCGGCAGCAGGCGGCCAACCUCAUCCAGGACAUGGGCCAGCGCCUCAACGUAUCUCAGCUUACAAUAAAUACUGCAAUUGUUUACAUGCACAGGUUUUAUAUGCAUCAUUCCUUCACAAAAUUUAAUAGAAAUGGUGAAGGGAGUGGUCUCAAAGUGAAUAUAAUCUCUCCUACUGCAUUGUUUUUGGCUGCGAAAGUGGAAGAACAGCCACGAAAACUCGAACAUGUUAUCAAAGUAGCACAUGCAUGUCUUCAUCCUCAAGAGGCACAGCUGGAUACAAAAAGUGAUGCAUACCUUCAGCAGGCCCAAGAACUGGUUAUACUUGAAACAAUAAUGCUUCAAACUUUAGGUUUUGAGAUUACCAUUGAACAUCCACACACAGAUGUUGUGAAAUGUACGCAGUUAGUGAGAGCAAGCAAGGAUUUGGCACAGACAUCCUAUUUCAUGGCUACCAACAGCCUGCACCUUACUACCUUCUGUCUUCAGUACAAACCCACAGUGAUAGCAUGUGUGUGCAUUCAUUUGGCAUGCAAGUGGUCCAAUUGGGAGAUUCCUGUAUCGACGGAUGGAAAGCAUUGGUGGGAAUAUGUUGAUCCUUCAGUUACUCUGGAAUUGCUAGAUGAGCUCACACAUGAGUUUCUGCAAAUACUAGAGAAAACACCUAGCCGACUGAAGAGGAUUCGUAAUUGGAGGGCUAAUCAGGCUGCUAAGAAACCGAAAGGGGAUGGACAGGUAUCUGAGAAUUCUCUUCUUGGUUCAUCUUUGGUCCAGAAUUCCAUUUUGGUGGAUACCGUUACUGGUGUAUCUGCCAAUACAAGCUUCCAAAAAUCAUCAACGUCGACCUUUCCUGCACCAGUACCUCUGAACUCAGGAAGUAUGUCUGUUCAACACAGUCAUGCACCUGAAAACUUGGCAAUAUUAGCUACAGGAAUGCCAAGUACCUCAUAUAGUUUGGCAUCGCACCAAGAAUGGCCUCAACAUCAAGAACAAACAAGGACCGAACAAAUAUAUUCUCAGAAACAGGAAACUACAUUACCUGGUAGUCAGUACAAUCUGAACUUCCAGCCAGGAACUUCUGUACAAUUGCAUUCUGGGUUACAUCACAGAUCUGACAAACUUACUGAGCAUUCCACUGGUAAACAAGACUAUGCUCACAAGUCAGGAAACAAACACCAUGGACAGGUUGCUGCUCCUGUAAUUCCUCAGAAAAUGUCCUUGGAUAAAUACAGAGAGAAACGCAAACUAGAAACCCUUGAACUGGAUGUGAGGGAACAUUAUGUAGCUACCCAAGUAGAACAGCAACAUAAAAAGCACAUCCAACCACAAGCAGCCAGUAGCAGUUCUGUUACUUCCCCUAUUAAAAUGAAAAUUCCUGUUGCAAAUGCAGAGAAACCAGAAAAACAUGUGUCUGAUAAAAAAGAAAAGGGUGGAUCACUCAAACUGCGAAUACCAAUCCCACCUACAGAAAAGAGUUCCAGUAAAGAAGAUUUGAAAAUGAAAAUUAAAGUUUCUUCAGAAAGACACAGCUCAUCUGAUGAGGGCAGUGGAAAAAGCAAACACUCAAGUCCACAUGUUAGCAAAGACCAUAAAGAAAAGCACAAAGAACAUUCUUCAAAUCGCCAUCACAGUAGCAGUCACAAGCAUUCACAUAGUGGUGGCAGUAGUAGCGGCGGCAGUAAACAUAGCACUGAUGGAAUAACACCAACUGCUUUGAGGAGUCCUGUUGGCCUGAGUAGUGAUGGUAAUUCCUCUAGUUCCGGCUCUUCAAGAAAGAAGUUGCACAGCAAUGAUGCUUCUCACAACCACCACUCCAAAUUGAGCAAAAGUUCCAAAAGUUCAGGUAGUUCAUCUAGUUCUUCCUCCUCUGUUAAGCAGUAUGUAUCCUCUCACAACUCUGUUUUUAACCUUCCCUUACCCCCUCCUCCCCCUGUCACAUACCAGGUGGGCUACGGACAUCUCAGCACCCUCGUGAAACUGGACAAGAAGCCAGUGGAGAACGGUCCUGAUGCCAAUCACGAGUACAGUACAAACAGCCAGCAUAUGGACUACAAAGAUACAUUCGACAUGCUGGAUUCGCUGUUAAGUGCCCAAGGAAUGAACAUGUAAUCAAUUGUUUAGGUCACUUUUCUUUACUUUUUUAAUUUAAGAAUUGUUAGAAUGGAAAACUUCCUAAUCUAGCAGUAGCAACACCAGCUGUUGUUGCCAUGGUUUCAGUAUAUGUAAGUGCUGCUUUAUCCUUCACUGAAAAGAAGAGGUAUAGUAAACAAGUCUUUAUCUCCACAUACAAUAGUGUUAUAAAUACUGUAAUAGCAUGGAAGGUGCAAAAAUCUCAGUAUUUCUACAACUGCAGCUAAGAACAGUAGAAUGAUCAUCUGCUUUUAGGUGUCUAGGAUGCCUCAAGCAUUGAUUAUUUAAAAUUUUGAAUACUGCAGCCACCAUUUUUGUUGCUUAGCUUUUGAAUGAGUGUAAUUGUUUCCUUGUGUAUUUAUACUGUAUGUAUGAUUUGCAUGUUUCAAAGAUAAAGGGAUUAAAAACAGUAUACUGACAACUGUUUACAAGAAAGUGGAGAAAAAUGUACAUACAUUUUUGUAUGUUUAGAUAUACCAUAAAUACUCAGGAUUGGAGCUGCUUGUAAGUAUAACAAAAUAUACAUAACUUUAUUUUAUCUUGUGUCAGAGUCCAUCAGUAAUCUAAACAAAGGUGACGCUUUGUCAUGUUUAUCUUGAACUGUAGGCCUUAUUGGAAGCUGCUUAAAAGGGCACUUCACUAGAAUGGGUAAUUUAGUACCAUGUGUGGUCAUCCACAGGAGAGCAUCACCAAUGAGGCAAUAAAGGAGUCUGGGCCUCAGUUUGCUGAUUGUGACCAGAUUGACUGCUGAAAUGCACCCCAAGCUUUCUGAAGGAAAAAAGAAUAAAGUUUACAUAAUCUUUUGAUGUGAAGUGCAUUUAAAUGUUUAUUGGCUUGAUGCAGUAAUAUAGGCAGAGCUGUUACUUAAUGAUUACGUAGAUUAAUGUGAGUUAAGAACUGAAAUUCAUAAAAACUUAUAGUGAAAAAUUAGUAAGUUGUUUUUUAAACUUUAAUACCAUAAGUUAUUUUAAUAGUAAACAGGGAUCACUGUUUCCAUUACCUUUUCAGAAUAACAGCCAUGUUCUGAAGUCCAAGAAGUGUAUUUGUGUGUGAUGCCAUAUUUCUUUUACAGGUGAGAAUGCAGUCUUCACAAUAAAUAAGAGUAAAACUAUGAUAUCCCAACUUUCCUUUAUAUUCCAACAAUAAAAUAGUUACCACUGAUUCUCUGUGCAUUGUACUUGUGAUUAGUUACAAAAUUGGAGGUUACUUGUUUUGUUUUUAGCUCUGUGAAAAAUCACUCUUCAAUUAAACCACUAGUAUACACUUUGUCUGUCUGCAAGUGUCAUAAUAUGGCUUGUGUACUGUUUGCACAGUCUUCUGCCUUUUUAGAAGAAAUAAGAGACUUGAACGUUUAUACAUCAUUUUUGUUGAAAGCCAAUACUACAGUUCCGUUUUACCAGCUGACAAUUAACUAAUUUUAUGGUUGCGCUUAAAAUCAUUAAUAAGCUAUGAAUUAAUUCAACAUGUAUUCAGUAUAAGAUAGCGAACGCUGGUUCCUAGUGACUGUUUUGAUUUUUUUUAAAUAUACAAGAAGUGAAGUUUUGCUAAAUCACCUGCAUAUGCAGUUAGUACUUGGUGUAACUGGUUGUAAACACUUCAGAAUUUUAAUCUGAAGCUUAGCCCUUUAGUUCCAUUAUUAAAUGAAGUGCUUUAAACCACAAAAUUGUUCAGUACUUACCCGUUUGUAGUUGCUAUAUUAUGUAACUACAGGUAUAUCAAUUACUAUGUAAUACUCAGUUUCCAGUAAUGCAAAAGCUUAUCACUAAGUUUUAUUUGAACAAUGGACACUACUUUUUACAUCUAAACAUUUUAAAUUGAAAACAGAAUAAUGUAUCUAGGUCCACAUUUAGCCUUUUCCCAUGGAUAUACAGGAUACAAAACUUUACCCUUAACUGCUUUGAAUUUCUCUACAUUCAGAAAAAUAUACUUCAACAUUAUUACACUUGUUUCACAUUGUUGGAUAUGUUCUAACCCUUUUAAUAGUCUCUCCUCUCCAUCUCAGCACUAAGUCUGAAGAAUUGUUGACAAAUGUAAGCAAUGUAAACUGUUCUAAACUAAUAUGCAGAGAUAGAAGAUAAAAUAGUAAAUUGUGUUUAAAAUACUCUUUACAAAGUAUCACAAUAUUUGCUUGUAAGCCUAUUAAAUAGCUGUACAAUGAAAUGCCUCUUAUGCAUCCAAUGUGGAUACAGCAAUAUAUUGUACUAGAAAUAUAGCAUCUAAUGUUAUAACUUAGAGAUGAAAUGCCAGGCAGGUAACUGGUGAUGGUCAAAAGCAAAUGAAAAACGCCAGAGAUUUUCACUUGAGUUGAUGACUUACACAGGUCGUUCACGCUGAUUCCAGGGAGCUCUGAAAUUACAUUGACAAAGGGUUGCUAUUCUAAGUUAAUGAGAAACCGUGAUUUCAAUUUCUUUGUAGAGAAUAUCCACAAAUAAGAUUAUUUUUAGUUUGCAUUAUAAUUGUGUAAAUAUGUAUAUCUCUGUACUGAAGUCUUGCUCUCUGAGAUUAGAGUUGACAUGGUGGAUAUGGGGGGUGGGGAACAACAAAAUAUCACUAAUUCACACUGACUGAAACCCAUUGCAAAUGACUGAACUUUGAAUUACAGCAUGUUCCAACUGUUUAUGGGGUCAGCAUUGGUCCCAUAAGUGAAUGAAUAAAUGCAAUAAAAAAGCUAAUACGCCACAA